GUCAGAGAGUCAGAGAGAGUGGCCAUGGCGCUUCUCGGCGACGACGGUAGAGGCUUCGAUCUAGCGAAAAGACUCGAUCACUCCGGCGUAUGGCGUACCUGGCUCGGCGACUCUAUCUACACAUCUUUCCUCCACUACCUAUCCUCACCUUCUUCCUGGGAAGCCUUCAUGCGCGUCGACGAAUCAAAGUCUAGGGCUCAGAUUCAACUCCAGCUCCGCGUCCGCGCCCUUCUCUUCGACAAGGCUACCGUCUCACUCUUCCUCCGAUCCAACUCAUUCUCCGCCGAUGUUUCCUCCUCCUCCGUUGUGUCGAAGCUUAAUCCUAAUUAUUUACAGUUGCACGGAGAUGAUGUUUACUAUACUUUGGAGAAUGUUUCUUCAGAAGGUGGGGGGCUUCGUCAUAAUCCUGGUUUAUCUAAGAGCCAAUCCAAGCCAAGUUUUAACUCUGGGAGGAGAGGUAGUGAGUCUGAUUUCAGUAAUCUAGCUCAAAGGUCCAGGUUCGAGGAGUUACCCGACACUUGGUACACUCAGUUUAUAUCAUCAAGGUGUGGUUUUAAAUAUGGGAUGUCUGUUGGAGGACAAGAAUCUGACAAACGCACUCCUGAAGGGAUGUCUACUUACCUCAGAGUCGUGGAUACUCACAAGAGAAAACGUGCACCUUUUUUAGAAGAUCGAAGUACCGGAAGCUCAGCCCAUAUGAGUAGAUCUAACAUCCAUCCAAGCUCCGGAUUGGAUGGAAGUGGUUUAGAAGAUGAUAUACUUCUUCUUCCGGAGACAAUGUUUAGAAUGAACUGUGUACCGGAGACUGCCCUUUCGCCGAUUGCGAGAACACAAGAUGAUGUUAAAACAGAGUUCUACGGGGUACUUGAUACGCUACCUCAAGUUACUACUACUACCAGGAGUCAUGUUAUGCUCGAGAGGCUUGGGAUGAUGCCUGAGUACCUUAAAAUGGAAGAAAGAGGAGGUUUGCGACGUAAGAAGGCUGAGAAGAUGGGUUGUAGUGACGAACAAGCUGCUCAAGUGUCACGUAAAGUUGUGGCAGGCAUGCUUUUGACAAUGGGAUUUGAAGGUGCGACGGAGGUUCCGGUUGAUGUCUUCUCUCAGUUACUUAGCCGACAUAUCUGUAAAUUAGGUGGUAUUUUGAAGGUUCUUACUGACAGUUACAAAAAGGAGUGUUCAGCGGUGCAGCUGAUUAAGAUGUUCCUAAAUACUACGGGAUACAGUAAUCUUGGGAGUUUAGCAGAGCUUGUUAAAGAUGGUACAAGGAAUCAUCAUCCCCCAAAUCAGAAACAACCACAAGUGCUUCAGCAGCAGUUACAUAUGCAGCAACAAGGUCCUCCGCGGUUACAGCAACAAAUUCAGCGGCAAAUGCAUCCACAGAUGCAGCAAAUGGUUAAUCCCCAAUCUUUACAACAGCAGCAACUUCUAGAGAGAAUGCGUAAACGUCAAGUUACAUCACCGCGACCUAACAUGGAUAUGGAAAAGGAUCGGCCGCUGGUGCAGGUAAAGCUUGAGAAUCCUUCUGAAAUGGCAGUAGAUGGAAAUGCAUUCAACCCUAUGAACCCAAGACACCAGCAUCAAAUGCAGCAGCAGUUCAGGCAGCAGCAACAGAUUGCUGCACUCUCGAAUAUGCAACAGCAACAGCAACAACCUGGCUAUAACCAGUUCAGGCAAUUGGCUUCAAUGCAAAUUCCACAAAUGCAAACACCGACAACAGGAACGGUCAGAGCUCAACCCGUUAAGGUUGAAGGAUUCGAACAACUAAUGGGAGGGGACUCUUCUCUUAAACAUGAGACGGAGGAUAAGCUGAGAUCUCCACCUACCAAAUAG
This is a messenger RNA of Eruca vesicaria subsp. sativa (arugula), 1830 nucleotides long. Lineage: Eukaryota; Viridiplantae; Streptophyta; Magnoliopsida; Brassicales; Brassicaceae. The record is from the annotation of a GenBank genome assembly.